This is a messenger RNA of Aphanomyces astaci, 1252 nucleotides long. RefSeq lists its product as hypothetical. Gene Ontology annotation, molecular function: prenyltransferase activity. Lineage: Eukaryota; Oomycota; Saprolegniomycetes; Saprolegniales; Verrucalvaceae. The record is from RefSeq and is a predicted model, not a curated record. The transcript has 3 exons. Gene Ontology annotation, biological process: vitamin K biosynthetic process; menaquinone biosynthetic process. Gene Ontology annotation, cellular component: membrane. The coding region runs from base 15 to 1052 and encodes 345 amino acids.
CUUCGAGCGGUUCCAUGGGCAAGCAGAGUUCAAGUGUCGGCGACGGCGGCGGCGCUGUGUCGAGUAGUGCUAUCGGGAAGCGGACUUGGCGGGAGGAUGUCGGUGUGUUCGUGCGCUUCUGUCGCCUCCGGUACCUGGCGUAUUCUGUUUUGGUGCACUUGAUGGGGGCGAUGGCGGCGCUCGCAGACGACAAGGUCGACGUGACCGAGUUCAACGCAGUAGCGUUCGUCAAGGUGCAGCUGAUACUGUGGUGGGUGCAUGUCGUCACGCACUGGUCCAACGAUUACUACGACCUUGGAGCCGACUCGCUCAACACAAAGCGGGGGACGUACAAUGGAGGCAGCGGCGUUCUCGUCGAUGGACUCAUCACGCCCGCGUUCGCCUACUACGGCGCGUGGAUUGGAACCAUUGUCACUGCAGGCUACGUUGCCCUGCUCAAUGCCAUUGACACCGAAAGCCCGUUUCGAGGGCAAAUGGCGAUGUUAGUCGCCGCGGCCGUUGGCAUCUCGUGGCAGUACACUGCGCCGCCACUUCGACUGCAAUACCGCGGGUUUGGCGAGCUCUGCAUUGCGCUCGUGUUUGCCGUUCUGAUCCCACUCGUGGGUGCUGCGUCUCAGAUUGGCACUGGCCUCCUAUACGUUCCAGUGCCCCUACGACCCGUCAUGCCCUUGCUCGCCCUUCAGCAGUUUGCAAGAAUGAUCAUCAUGAACGCGCCAGACAUUGACUCGGACUUGGUGGCCGGGAAGCUGACCUUCACGGCUCGCGUCGGCCUGCGCCGCGCGUCCAUCUUGUACACAUUGGUCCAAGUAAUCAUGACUGGACUUCCGCCUAUUCUGGUCGCCUAUGGACGGAUGUCGGUCCCCGUAGCCAUCGCGUUCGCGGUGGUGGCGCCCCAAGGCUGGGUCAUCGCAAAUGACCUACACAGGAAUAACAUCGCCAAGCUCCCGUUUAUGGGCACUUUGCACGUGGCAUCGCAGGCGGCCUCGCUUCUCGUCGCCAUAUCGUGCCUUGCCUACCAACGCUCUACACCCCAUCAUCAUGGUCAAGAUUGACGCGUUUAGUAAGUAUUACACUAUUACUAGUAUGUGCAAGGGCUACUCUUGAUGUAUGUAUACGUGUAGUACUUGUGGUAAUACAUUUGGACGGCCAAAGGUUACUAUUAAUACUACUCCGGUCCGAACAAAUGUAUCGACUUCUUUCGUCAUUGGCGGAAUUUUUCUAAUUUUGUGCUAAUAAUGAAUCUAAUUGGCUC